AUGGUCAUUUGUGGUGAUUAUAAUUCAGUUUUACAGGUGGAAGAUCGUUUACAUGGUGCUCCUAUUUCUACUGCUGACAUUAGAGAAUUCCAAAGCUGUAUUGAUGAUAAUGAAUUGUACCAGGUGAUGAUAAUGAAUUGUACCAGAAAUGUCUCUGACCAUAACCCGUUAGUGCUGGAUUUUGAUGUAAACGUCGUGCAGCGAAGCAGGCCAUUUAGAUUUUUGAAUGUAUUAUCUGAAUACAAUGAUUUCCAGAAUUUGGUGGCUGCUCAGUGGAAGUUUAAGCAGCAUAACCUUCCUCUUCUUGAUGGAUGUUCCUUAAGAGUGGAGACACUUCGAGGGGAACUUCAGCAUGUUCAGACCCAGACGACCUUGAGGUUAGGUGAUGUUAGCCUAAUUGAUAGGGAAAAGUCUUUACUGCAGGAACUGGAGAAAUGGAGCAAGAUUGAGGAGGCCAUUUGGAAGCAGAAAUCUCGAGCCACCUGGAUACAACUAGGUGACUCUAACACAAAGUUUUUUCAGUCUUAUGCAAAAGAACGGUUGAAUCAGAACGCCAUCAAACUUCUAGUGAAGGAUGAUGGGACUAAACUCAACACUCAACAUCUCAUUAAAGUCGCAUUUUAUAAGGCUCUUAUGGCUUCAUCUGCUACCUAUUUGCCUAUGUUGGAUAGGUCUAUACUCUAUAGUGGAGAGCGGACCUCUGUUGGACAGCAUGGCUCAGAGUCAGCUUUGUUCCCCAGUGAGUGCAGAUGA
Molecule: messenger RNA, 753 nt
Organism: Spinacia oleracea (spinach)
Lineage: Eukaryota; Viridiplantae; Streptophyta; Magnoliopsida; Caryophyllales; Amaranthaceae
Exons: 3
Coding region: 1-753 (250 amino acids)
Source: RefSeq, a predicted model, not a curated record